Procambarus clarkii (red swamp crayfish) is the source of this 939-nucleotide messenger RNA. The record is from RefSeq and is a predicted model, not a curated record. Lineage: Eukaryota; Metazoa; Arthropoda; Malacostraca; Decapoda; Cambaridae.
AUGCUUUAUUCCUUGCCUAGUGUUCCAAUGCCUUAUUCCUUGCCUAGUGUUCCAAUGCCUUAUUCCUUGCCUAGUGUUCCAAUGCCUUAUUCCUUGCCUAGUGUUCCAAUGCCUUAUUCCUUGCCUAGUGUUCCAAUGCCUUAUUUCUUGCCUAGUGUUCCAAUGCCUUAUUCCUUGCCUAGUGUUCCAAUGCCUUAUUCCUUGCCUAGUGUUCCAAUGCCUUAUUCCUUGCCUAGUGUUCCAAUGCCUUAUUCCUUGCCUAGUGUUCCAAUGCCUUAUUCCUUGCCUAGUGUUCCAAUGCCUUAUUCCUUGCCUAGUGUUCCAAUGCCUUAUUCCUUGCCUAGUGUUCCAAUGCCUUAUUCCUUGCCUAGUGUUCCAAUGCCUUAUUCCUUGCCUAGUGUUCCAAUGCCUUAUUCCUUGCCUGGUGUUCCAAUGCCUUAUUCCUUGCCUAGUGUUCCAAUGCUUUAUUCCUUGCCUAGUGUUCCAAUGCCUUAUUCCUUGCCUAGUGUUCCAAUGCCUUAUUCCUUGCCUAGUGUUCCAAUGCCUUAUUCCUUGCCUAUUGUUCCAAUGCCUUAUUCCUUGCCUAGUGUUCCAAUGCCUUAUUCCUUGCCUAGUGUUCCAAUGCCUUAUUCCUUGCCUAGUGUUCCAAUGCCUUAUUCCUUGCCUAGUGUUCCAAUGCCUUAUUCCUUGCCUAGUGUUCCAAUGCCUUAUUCCUUGCCUAGUGUUCCAAUGCCUUAUUCCUUGCCUAGUGUUCCAAUGCCUUAUUCCUUGCCUAGUGUUCCAAUGCCUUAUUCCUUGCCUAGUGUUCCAAUGCCUUAUUCCUUGCCUAGUGUUCCAAUGCCUUAUUCCUUGCCGAGUGUUCCAAUGCUAUUGGCUUUGUUAUCGGUUUUCUUUCAUUCAUUGUUGAAAUGGGAUGAUUUUGAAUUCCGUGUCUGCUAA